Cutaneotrichosporon oleaginosum is the source of this 1326-nucleotide messenger RNA. RefSeq lists its product as uncharacterized. Gene Ontology annotation, molecular function: transaminase activity; pyridoxal phosphate binding. NCBI's taxonomy places the organism in Eukaryota, Fungi, Basidiomycota, Tremellomycetes, Trichosporonales, Trichosporonaceae. The record is from RefSeq and is a predicted model, not a curated record.
AUGACCCUCUCACGUCAGUCCAACGCAGCCUCCAACCCCGGCCUCGCGGCUGCUCUUCAGUCAGCACGCGCGUCGUAUUUAGAACGCAACCCCAAGUCACACGCCGCCUACAGCAAGGCCACAGAGUCGCUGCCAGGAGGUGGAACACGCACAACCCUGGUCGUCGACCCCUUCCCGCUCAUGAUAGAGAGUGGAAAGGGUUCAGAGAUCACUGACGUGGACGGACACACAUACAAGGACUUCCUCUCCGAUUACACGAGCGGGCUUUAUGGCAAGAGCAACCCCGUGCUGCUGGAGGCAAUCAGCAAAGCCCUCGCGCAAGGCCUGCAGUUCGGCGCUCACACGCCGCACGAAGCGCGCUUUGCGGCAGGCCUUGUGGCGCGCUUCCCAUCGAUGGAUCUCGUGCGCUUCGCCAACUCGGGAACCGAAGCCAACAUGCUCGCACUCACCACGGCUCUCAAGCACACAGGCCGCAGCAAGGUCGUCGUCUUUGACGGCGCGUACCACGGAUCGCUGUUGUGUCACUUUCAUACGGGCGACAAGGGGAUGCCGGAGGGUGUGGUGCGUGCACCCUUUGACUUUGUGAUCGCACCGUACAACGAUAUCGACGGGGUGAAGGCCCUCCUUGGACCCAUCAAGGCGGAUGUCGGAGCCAUCAUAGUCGAGCCGAUGCUUGGCGCGGGAGGAUGCGUUCCCGCUGAGCCCCAGUUCUUGCGUGACCUAAGAGACUAUUCGACUGAAAUUGGCUCCGUCCUUAUCUUCGAUGAAGUGCAGACGAGCAGGCUGUCUCCCGGCGGUCGGCAAGCACUGCUGGGGAUCACACCUGAUAUGACUACCGUGGGCAAAUUCUUCGGCGGUGGCUUCGCGUUUGGUGCAUUUGGCGGCAAACGCGAGAUCAUGGACAUGUUCGACAUCAGGAAGCCCGGCGCCAUCUCGCACGGCGGCACGUUCAACAACUCGCCUUUGACGAUGGUGGCCGGCGCAACAGCGCUCGAGCACCUCCUGACCCCCGAGGCGCUGGAGCGACUGAACAAUCUCGGCGACCACAUGCGUGACGCGCUGAAUGCUGCGUUCAAGACGACAAACGCGCCGUUCUUCGCCAAGGGCCUCGGAUCAAUCAACCAGCUCUACUGCACGCUUCCGGCGGAGGAUCGCGACGCAGCCAUGGAGGUCCUGUUCUUCAUGCUGCUGGAGAAGGGAUACUGGGUUUCGCAACGCGGUACGCUCGCGCUCAACUUUGAGAAUAGCGCCGAGGAGGUCGACGGGUUCGUGGCAGCGGCCGUCGAGGCAGCUGGGCGCGUCGCAGCAGCAGCCAAGUCCCAUUAA